AUGCAGGGAACAACAAAUAAACACAUCUCACGAUUACUGAAAAUCAUCACUGAUGAUUCUCCAUCAUUGCGCCAGGCUAUGCAACGUGUAGCCACGAUUUAUGGUAUUUCAGUUGUUUCUAUCGUGGUCAAGUGGCGUCGAAUGGCCCCACAAGAAAAACUUGCGAUGCUCCAACGUAUUUUCAGCAAUGCUACGCUUACGGUUGUCCUAUUCAAUGGGUUUCCUUUAGUUUCAAAGAUCACUGGAAACAGAUUUAUUUCAUUCAAUACACUAUUGCUGAUUUAUAGCACUGGCGAAAUACCAUUAUCUGUUACAAGCUAUGUUAUGGUAGAAUCGGUAGCCGAUUGGUUGCAAAAUUUCCCAUCGGUUGAAGCAGUGCUUCGGGGUUGGGAUGACCAUACAUGUAACGCACUAAGGCAGGGCAUAUUUUGCCUGAUAAUUCCAAUGCUUUAUCACGCGAGAAAGUCAAGAGCUCGAGAUCUAAUAUUUCGCCGUAAGUCUUUCAUAAAGGACUUCGCACUUUUGUACUCGCUCUGGAAUGCCAUCUCAUUUUAUCAGUACUUGAAGUCGUCUUUGUACAAAGGAAAUUCUAAGCAGAAACGCAAAAGCGUAGAAAGCAUAAAUGAGCAAGCAACUUAUCCUCCUAAUUCGAGGUUUCUCGUGGAUAAGCUGAAAGAAAUAAGAGAGUUAAAGACUUCGAAGUCGAUACUCGAAACAAUAACAAGUUGCUGUUUUGGCGAAAAUUUGACCGUAUCUUUUAAAUGGGCGGUUUGGCGACAGCUUCUGUGGCUACUAUUUAAGACACCGUCUUCAUUAUGUUCCCAUAUGCAAGCUUCCAUCACUUUAAUGAUCGGGUUUCUCAUUCUCGAUGGUGCAGGAGAUCAUAUGAAUAUAAGACCAGGUGUGCUAAAAUAUCUUAUCAGAUGUGUCGUGAGUGACAGACUCAGUGGUAGUGGCUUCGAAAAAUCAGCAUUCAUGGUAGGUGCCGACCUAUCUUAUUACAAUUAUUUUCACAGUAAUCACGCGUUGUAA
Molecule: messenger RNA, 1032 nt
Organism: Lachancea fermentati
Lineage: Eukaryota; Fungi; Ascomycota; Saccharomycetes; Saccharomycetales; Saccharomycetaceae
Source: the annotation of a GenBank genome assembly